UGUUCAACGUUACGUUACUCCAGUUUUAUGAUCCUAUUGAAAGUUUAAGUGGUUUUAAACAAAGUAACUGAAAUUUGUCGGUUUACGAGGCUUUUCGGGUGAGCUGAAGCGAAAAAUGGACGAUUGUUCCAAAUAAUUGAAAUAUUUCAAAUACCAUAAAACGAGAUUAAUCUACGUACAGCAUACAUAAUUGAUGAAUUACGAUGAGCAAUAUGAUAAAAAAACACGCGUGCUUUAUUUAUGUUGCGUUAUCAGCUGAAUAAUAUGCGAAAAGUUUAAAUGAUUCCCGAAUGAGCUAAUAAGAAAAUCAACAAAGUUGUAUCCUGUUCGAGCGAAGGACUCGGUUUCUAAUUGGAUGAUGGCGUAAGGCCACCGCAACUGUUCCGUGAACGGACCAAUGAGAGGGGAAGUGCCAGGAUUGCAGUCACCUUAUAAAAGCACACACUUUCGGCAUCGGCCAAUUUCCGGAGCGAAAAACGAGCCGCAAUUGAAUGCAAGUAUGUCGUCUUUGGCAGGAAGAAUUCUGAAGAGCCUGAGCACGAAAAGCCGGAUGGUCAAGGCGAUUCCGACGAAGAGGUUCACGCACAGUGCGGUUCAGGCCCUGAUCGAAAAGGAUAAUUUAGUGGUGAAAGCCAGUGAUCACGUCGACCAGUAUCCUUUGGUCUGGCUGAGGGAUAAUUGUACAUGCGAGAAGUGCUAUCACAAGGAUUCGCAGUCUCGAAUCAUCAAUUGGAACGACUUCAAUAUCGACGUUAACAUCAAAUCCAUCAAGACCAAUGGUGAUAACAAAAUCGAAAUCGACUGGGACGAUGAUCACAGGUCCAUUUACAACUUCGAUUGGCUGAAGAAGCGUAGCUUCAAGAGGACCGUGCAAGAGAAGUACCUGGCCGAUUCGUAUCUCCCCGAGAAGAUCCUGUGGGACAAGAAGGACUUCUUCAACGUGAUAAAAACUUAUCAGUACGAUGACGUUAUGAACGAUGACGAAUCCCACUACAACUGGCUACGAGAUCUGGCUGUCUACGGAGUAUCCCUCAUCGAAAAUGCACCACCGAAUCCAGGUGAAUGCAGAAAACUCUCAGAAAAAGUUGCUUUCAUCAGGAAAACUCAUUAUGGGUAAGCUAUUUCAUAAUUAUUUAACUAACAA
Molecule: messenger RNA, 1144 nt
Organism: Nicrophorus vespilloides
Lineage: Eukaryota; Metazoa; Arthropoda; Insecta; Coleoptera; Silphidae
Product: gamma-butyrobetaine dioxygenase-like
Exons: 3
Coding region: 398-1117 (239 amino acids)
Source: RefSeq, a predicted model, not a curated record